GCAGCUUUGGUUGUCUUGCAUUAGUGUCUUGAAAUGGGAAACAGGAAAAGCAGUGCCCUCUCCAAGGAGCUCCUUGAAGACCUCAAACUGAACACCAAGUACAGUGAAGAAGAGCUCAGUGCUUGGUACCUGUCUUUUCAGAAGGAAUGCCCACGUGGGCAAAUCACCGUUGAGCAGUUUCAGAGCAUUUAUGCAAGUUUCUUCCCAGAUGCAGACCCCAAAGCUUAUGCACAACACGUCUUCAGAAGCUUUGACACCAACAAUGAUGGCACUUUGGACUUUAAAGAAUACAUCAUUGCCUUGCAUCUAACCUCCUCUGGGAAAACUGUUCAGAAAUUCGAGUGGGCAUUUUCUCUCUAUGACGUUGAUGGCAAUGGGACCAUCUGCAAGACCGAAGUUCUGGAAAUCGUCAAGGCCAUAUUUAAAAUGAUAAACGAAGAUGACCAAGAAGAUCUUCCAGAAGAUGAGAAUACACCAGAAAAGAGAACUGAUAAAAUCUGGGAUUACUUUGGCAAGAAGGACAAUGAUAAACUAACAGAAGGAGAAUUUAUCCAGGGAAUCACAGAGAACAAAGAAAUCCUAAGAUUGAUACAGUAUGAACCCCAGAAAGUCAAAGACAGACUAAAGGAAAAGAAAUAGCUGCUCUUGCAGAAGACCAUUUUUCAAACUAAAGACGUUGUAAGCAACACUGUUUACAUCUUUGCACCAAUAAUUGUACAUUAAAUUACCUUUUAAAAACAUUUUCAAUAAGUAUAUCCUGACUUACUAUUUCAGCCAUGGUGUAAACAGCUCCUUACGCUGUCUGUAAUUAGGCUCUUGUUAAUAAUCCUUGAGUUACAACUAAAUCCUCCUAAAUCCUGAAGGUCAUUUCAGUGGAAUCCCUUCUCUGAGCUGUAGGUUGGUAGCAUUACUAUUGUGCUUGUAAAUGUUUUAGUGAGGUUAUCAGUCUUUAUUUGAGGUUUGUUACUCCAUAAAUCAACCUGCUUUUGUUAUGAAAUAAAGUCCUUUGUCAUGAAAAAAGGAA
Messenger RNA from Polyodon spathula (Mississippi paddlefish), 1024 nucleotides. Its product is annotated as S-modulin-like. The record is from RefSeq and is a predicted model, not a curated record. Gene Ontology annotation, molecular function: calcium ion binding. Lineage: Eukaryota; Metazoa; Chordata; Actinopteri; Acipenseriformes; Polyodontidae. The coding region runs from base 34 to 639 and encodes 201 amino acids. The transcript has 3 exons.